CUUUGUGGCAACAAUGUUCUGGAUCCUGAGGCGUACCGGCGCGGUCAACUUGUUCAACUCCAUCAACGGUAACGCAGCCAAAACGGGGUCCAACAACAGUAGCCACAACUCGGAAAGGAGUAAUCCUCGCCCGCCACGUAAAGCUUACGGACGGCUGAGCGGUGAAUCCGAUGACGUGCAGUCGCUCCAGAGAUCCGCGCGGUACGAUGUGACGGCUGCUGCCCCAUCGGCCCAGGGCUACGGUGGCACACUGAUAGACCUCGAGGGCAACACGGCAACCGGACCGUCCAGCACGUCCACCGGGUACGCGUGUGAGGAGCAGCUGAACGGGAACGGGCCCUGCUGCAACGGGUACGGCUACAUCAACCACAACCAUAACAGCAACAUCAUCAACAACAAUCACGAACCUAACAAUCAAACGUCCGGUGCUCCCGGCUGGCUGCCGGCCGCCGGACCUACCCAACCACACGGACCGGCCGGACCGUGCAUGCCGACCGGCGGCAUGAUAAAUGGCGACGGCACGUUCGACGACACGGACGACGACGAAGACGUCAACCGGAACCACUCGAACUAUAACGAAACCGACUCGGAGCUGGAACUGGACGGCAAGAUCAAGGAGCAGCGGCUGGAGGAGCAGGCACUCGCACGGCUGCACGCGAUUGCACUGUCGGACGACGAUGACUACGAUGAGUCGCUGACCUGCAAUGUGUGCGAUCGGGCAUUCCGGUGCCGCCGUCAGCUGGCGUCCCAUCAGCAGAAGAAGCGCCACUUUGGGUGCAGUGGUUGCGACAGCUUGUUCUCGUCGCUGAUGCUGCUGGAGCAUCACAAGGAAGAGUUCGAGCACUGGAGCGAUUAUGAGGACGAUAGACGGUUGCCAUGUUGCAGGCGUAACCGGCGGGACGAGGACGACUACACCGACACAGAAUCCGGCACCAGCGAUGCAGAGAGCGAAGACCUCGAACGAUUGCUUUAA
Messenger RNA from Anopheles maculipalpis, 973 nucleotides. RefSeq lists its product as uncharacterized. The record is from RefSeq and is a predicted model, not a curated record. Lineage: Eukaryota; Metazoa; Arthropoda; Insecta; Diptera; Culicidae. The coding region runs from base 14 to 973 and encodes 319 amino acids. The transcript has 4 exons.